UGUAAACACUUUCACAUUUUCCACACGAAGCCCGGUCUUGCUUGAUUGUUGUUUUUAUAACCACACAUGUUAUUAGCACACAACAAUUAUUUCGGGAAUCAUGUUCGAAAGCAUAAGUUUUUUGUUCCUGUUUGCCCUGGCCUUCGUGGCUUGGGUCCUGCUCUGCUUCCAGCACGUGGUCCAGGUCCAGACGCGGGUCUCCUCCGAUUACCGAGUGGAACUCUACACAGAACAUCCCGGGAUUACGUUUGAGCCGCACCUGUGCCACAGUCCCUCGGAUCAGAAGGAGAAACCUUCGAGUGGCGCCUACGAGUUCGCGAUGAGCUUCGGGGUGAUCUUCGCCCUGACCUUUGGCCUGUCUAAGCUCCUCCAACUGGCGGAGGUGCAGGCCAAGAGCUAUCUCAAGUGUCGCAAGGAUCUCGCCGCCGCGGAGACGUGGGAACUGAACCAACCCGAUCCCUUCGAGCCAUUGUUAAGCCACGAUGAGGAUCUCAAGGAGCAACUAAGUAUCCUGCAAUCCCAGUGCUUGGAAAUGCGUGAGCUUUUGCAUGAUCUGCGGAUCAGCAGCAGUACCAGUAGCUAUGGGAGUGCCCAAUCCGGGAAUGAGAUGGCUCAACCUCAAGCCUCCGAGGAGUCCAUGUUGGUGUGCAAGCGAACGGACUCCAUGGUUUCCAUGACAGUCUCUAAUUCGUCGCCCGCGGAGAGGCCCACUCUUUCGGCCAUUCCCCAGCCCAGCCAGAACAUCUACAUCACCAACAGCCACAUCCACAUCAACGGACGCGUCUACCUGACCGAGAACCACGUGAACGUCGACCUUCGCCGGCAGGCAUCGAUGUACGCCCGGAAGCAGAGCGAGUUCCUCCAAGUGAUGGGCAACUACAUCGGAGGACCCAAGGAGCGACCCAUGAUAGCGGGCAUGCGAUGCAACAACAUCCUCGUGUGAGGAACGACCUAAAUCCACCAUUCACUCGUAAUAAACAUGGUUAAUGGCGUUUA
This is a messenger RNA of Drosophila rhopaloa, 996 nucleotides long. RefSeq lists its product as uncharacterized. The coding region runs from base 101 to 943 and encodes 280 amino acids. The transcript is spliced from 2 exons. The record is from RefSeq and is a predicted model, not a curated record. NCBI's taxonomy places the organism in Eukaryota, Metazoa, Arthropoda, Insecta, Diptera, Drosophilidae.